ACUUCGAUACGCUCGUUAUUGUGUAGAUACUAUUUGUUUUUGAGCGAAUUCAGUUGGCUGCUUCGCUGGCCUAGGAUAAUAAUUGCGUGCUGGCGGACAAAAUUAAGCUGAAUUAGUUAACCACCUGUGGUUUUGUCUUCGAUCGCAAUUGAAUAGCAUCUAAGUGCAAAUAGAACGGCUUAAGCGCGAGUUUAAUUUCCCCUCCUCCACUGUCAAGCUCACACCUUGAAACUUGUUUCGAGUUUACCAAGUAGAGCGAGGUAUUUGUGUGUUUGUGUAUACAUACAAGCAUAUGCAAAAGGCUUUAGAAAUUCCAACGCAACUAACAAAUUGCAGUGCAGAGCCACUUGCAUUGCCAGUUGGAAACACUUAAAUGAUAUAACUUCAUUUCGGAGACUGGUAACCAUUCACAAUGGCCGCUCACUUAAUUCGCAAAGAGUCAUUGCACGCAGCCGGAAUUCAUGUUUUGCUCCAAUGCCGAGCGUGGGCCUCUGUCUUGGUGUCAUUGGCACCCCGCAUUUGGCAUCUGGAGUAAGGCAUGUGGUCCAAAGCCCCGGUGGCAGUCUACACUCGAAUUGCAUUCCGUCUGGCACAGACACCGCGGGACUUCCGCGUUGUGCAGUAUGCCGGGCAAGGGGAACAACCGCGAUCGCAUCCGGGAUCCCCGCGAGGAGAUCCUGCUCGAGACGAACUUUGAGGACGACGGCGGAGUCCUGACGCGCGCCUACAACGGAAAUCCGUAUAACCCGACCAUCCAGAACCGUCGGCGCAACUCGUACCGCUCGGAUCACUCCUUGGACAGGUACACGGAGCGCGGAGGCGAAGGAGAAUGCUGCCAAUCCUGCAUGGCGCGUAUUCCCUACGCCACCCUGAUAGCCACUCUGAUGUGUCUCCUGGGAGUAGGAAUCUUCUGCUUCACCAUGUACCGAGGAGCCUCUCUCACCGUUAUAAUGGUUGACCAGGUUUUCCACCUACGCCUGAUAUGGAUCGAAGCUGUGCAAAUGAUUUUCGUAAUAAUUGGAGCGGGCAUGGCCGCCCUCGGAUUUAUGAUCCUGUUCGUCGGAUUUCUGGCCACCGGAGCCACCAGAUACAAGGUUUACCGGGCGUGGCGGUCGCGAGUGGGUGGGCGAAUCUCGUGCGCCGUCCUUAUGGGGAUAACCUACCUGCUAAACUUUGUGUGGAGUCUGAUCCUUUGUUUCCUGGUAGUGGUUACCUUCAUCUACACCAUGUUCUGGAACAUGUGCACCAGUGUUGAGCACUCUCAAAGCUGCAUUGAUCUGACGCAAUUCCAUUUUAUGUUCCCGCCAAACACGAAACUGGAGGACAUGAAGGUCUGCGAAAAGUACGAGAUAAAGGCAUUCUGCAAAGACGGUGUUGAGAACGCCGAGGUGAUGUUUAUAUUGGCCACUCUGUCCACCCUUUUGGUGCUGCUCAGUCUGGUCCACUACCUGAUGUGCCUGUCUGCUAACUACGCCCACAUUCGGGACCACGAAAAGUUCCAGGAGCUACAGGAGAUCCAGAACCUGAACGAGCUGGAGUACAGUGCCACCUCGAAGGAUCGCUUCUAGGACAUAUUUCAGAAGAUUCAGUUUGAGCUUAAGGACAAGUCUAGCGCUCUUUGAGCGAUUUACGCACAAUACAACGAACAGUGAACCACCUUCCAACGAAACCCAACAUGCUAUAGUUUAGAUUUUUCAUUUAGACCUAAGAUUUAUGUUGAGUUUUCAGUUUUGCUAGUUCAUUUAAUGAGUUGGUCGCUUUGACUGUUUAUCGUUUUAUUAGUUGAGCAGUUGCACCAUGUUUAAACUGCCAAAUCAAAUGUUACACUGAAAUUAUGCUUCUUAUCUACUGUACUGUUCCACUGACUUUUUUCUUCCGUCCAUUGACUUAAGUUAGUUUACAUUUAUUAUUUUUGCGUUUUUUAUUACAUUGCAAUCAAUAAAUCCAUGCCAACACAAUAGUCAGGUGCUUAUGCUCAAAUUGAUUCUUCUGAAUUGCCGAAUGCAUUUUAUUAAUAUACGGAUAGUUAAUCGCCACUUAUUAUUAUUACAUAGUGUAAUCCAUCCGUGCAUGAUUGUCUUUAAAAUCUGUACAAGAAAUUACUUUUAAUGUGUAUAUUUCACUAUUGCAUCUACAACUUUGAAGCAAUACGAAUCCUGCCGUAGUAAUUUGUAAAUGCGGUAGCAUCAGUUUAGUAAGGCAAUGUUAGUCUAAAGAUUUUACUAAGUAUAAAAGUAUAAAUUUAUUUAUCUCGUAUUUAAUAUAUAAACGUACGUAACAAUAAUAUAUUUUAUACUAAAAUUUUCUAACCUCACACUUAUACAAAAAGUAUAAACUUUUGAAAAUCAAAUAAAGAACUUGAGGUAAAGC
This is a messenger RNA of Drosophila melanogaster (fruit fly), 2370 nucleotides long. It is a transcript of the gene M6, whose product is annotated as M6. Lineage: Eukaryota; Metazoa; Arthropoda; Insecta; Diptera; Drosophilidae. The record is from RefSeq and is marked reviewed. The coding region runs from base 462 to 1568 and encodes 368 amino acids. Gene Ontology annotation, cellular component: membrane. The transcript is spliced from 6 exons.